AUGUGGCGGCUGGCGCGGGCGCUGCCGCCGGGCGCGCGGGCCUGGGGGCUGGGGGCGGGCGGGCGGUUAACGGUCGCGGCGGCAUCGGCGGCGAACGGCGGCCCCGGCGCCUGGUACGAAUGGCUGUCGCAGUCGGCGCCCGUGCACUGGGCGGAGGACGGGUUGGUGGCGUUGCAGGCGGCCGCGGGGUUGCCGUGGUGGGCCGCCAUCGUCUGCGGCGCCGCCCUGCUCCGUACCGCCGUCACCUUGCCGCUGGCCGCCCACCAGAGCCGUCUCCUGGCCAAGUUGGAAAAUUUGCAGCCUGAGAUUAAAAAACUAGCUGAGCGUCUUCACUAUGAAGUUUCUGUUCGUGGAAAGCAACUGGGUUGGUCUGAAAAGGUGGCCAGGUUCCACUUUAAGAAAAACCUACAGAGGAUUAUUACAGAACUGUACGUUCGAGACAACUGCCAUCCCUUCAAGGCCACUUUGCUGGUGUGGGUACAGAUUCCAAUGUGGGUUUGCGUGUCCCUCGCUUUGCGCAACUGCAGUGUUGGUGCCAUGGACUCGGAAGUUCAAGAACAGUUUUCAUCAGGCGGAGCGUUAUGGUUUACAGACCUCACGGCACCAGAUUCUACAUGGAUUUUGCCAGUUUCGCUUGGGCUCGUGAAUUUGCUGAUAGUGGAGAUCUUUGCUUCACAAAAAAUGGAAGUUUCCAGGUUCCAGAAGUUUGCUACGAAUUUCUUUCGAGUGGUGUCAGUAGUAAUGAUCCCUGUUGCUGCAACAGUCCCCUCUUCCAUGGCGUUGUACUGGCUGUCCUCGAGCUUCGUGGGACUCUCGCACAACCUCUUGCUGCGUUCUCCCACCUUUCGUCGACUGUGUUGCAUACCAAGGACCAAAUCUGACUCGGAUACUCCUUACAGGGAUAUUGUGACUGCCUUGACUACCAAAUACAGUUUUAAGAAAUGAUGUCAUUUGAACUGUCGGAAGAGCUCUCCCACAAAUGUUGCAUGGGUAAUUAAGUAGUGCUAUUUUAUUGAGAGGUACUUAUUUACUGUAAAAUGCUGCGGCUGGAAUUAUAUUUAUUUUCCAAAUAAAGCAUUGACUGGG
Messenger RNA from Gymnogyps californianus (California condor), 1086 nucleotides. RefSeq names its product cytochrome c oxidase assembly protein COX18, mitochondrial. Gene Ontology annotation, cellular component: mitochondrial inner membrane. The coding region runs from base 1 to 945 and encodes 314 amino acids. Gene Ontology annotation, molecular function: membrane insertase activity. Gene Ontology annotation, biological process: protein insertion into mitochondrial inner membrane from matrix; mitochondrial respiratory chain complex IV assembly. The transcript has 6 exons. NCBI's taxonomy places the organism in Eukaryota, Metazoa, Chordata, Aves, Accipitriformes, Cathartidae. The record is from RefSeq and is a predicted model, not a curated record.